Molecule: messenger RNA, 411 nt
Organism: Camelina sativa (false flax)
Lineage: Eukaryota; Viridiplantae; Streptophyta; Magnoliopsida; Brassicales; Brassicaceae
Source: RefSeq, a predicted model, not a curated record
AUGGUCUAUCUCAACAACGUGACUUAUAAGGGAAAGGAUCGGGUAGCACUAAACACUAAGUUGAUCCCUCGUUACAUGGGACCGUAUCGAAUAUUGGAAAGGAUCGGUCCGAUGGUCUACAAGUUGGAAUUGCGGCCGGCCAUGGCAGCUUUCCAUCCGGUGUUUCAUGUGUCUAUGCUAGGGAAAUGCAUAACUGGACAGGAGAACGUGAUCCCUGAAUCACCACCUGAUCUACAAGUGAAAAUGACUAUCAUCGGAAGACCAGUUCGGAUAAUUGGUACUAAGAUGAGAGGAAUAGAAGAGAUAACUUGGGAACCGGAAGAAGUUAUCAAGGUGAACUUCAAGAAAUGGUUCGAUAAAAGGGAAGUUACUCGGAAGGAGAGAAAAGAUUCGAGGACGAAUCGGUCUUAA